This is a messenger RNA of Anopheles darlingi, 2337 nucleotides long. RefSeq lists its product as uncharacterized. NCBI's taxonomy places the organism in Eukaryota, Metazoa, Arthropoda, Insecta, Diptera, Culicidae. The coding region runs from base 1 to 2337 and encodes 778 amino acids. The record is from RefSeq and is a predicted model, not a curated record. The transcript has a single exon.
AUGCAGCGCGUACCGGAAGCCCUAUCCGGCACGUCCUUGAGCGUAGCCACUGCUGGGGUUCCUGAUUGCCGCGGAGCGGACAUACCGUGCGUGUCGGCCACCCUGACCGGCACGACCUGCGUCGUAGACCCUGGGGUGACUGCUUGCCGCGGAGCGAGCAUGCAGUGCAUGUCGGGCAUCCGGACCGACCCGUCCUUCGGUGGAGAAGCUGAGGUUACUGUUUGCCGCGGAGCGGGCAUGCAGUGCGUGUCGGCCAUCCGGACCGGCACGUCCUCCGAUGGAGAAGCUGGGAGCACUGUUAGCCGCGGAGCGAGCAUGCAGUGUGUACCGACCACCCUGAUCGACAUGUCCUUCGAAGGAGAAGCUGAAGUUACUGAUUGUCGCGGAGUGGGCCUACAGUGUGUGCCGGCCACCCUGACCGGCACGUCCUUCAGUAGAGACGCGGGGAACACUGAUUGCCGCGGGGUGGGCUUACAGUGCUUGUCGGCCAUCCGGACCGGCACGUCCUUCGAUGGAGAAGCUGAGGUUACUGUUUGCCGCGGAGCGGGCAUGCAGUGCGUGUCGGCCGUCCUGACCGACCCUUUCUUCGAUGGAGAGGCUGAAGUUAGUGCUUGCCGCGGAGCGAGCAUGCAGUGCAUGUCGGCCAUCCUGACCGACCCGUCCUUCGGUGGAGAAGCUGAGGUUACUGUUUGCCGCGGAGCGGGCAUGCAGUGCGUGUCGGCCAUCCGGACCGGCACGUCCUCCGAUGGAGAAGCUGGGAGCACUGUUAGCCGCGGAGCGAGCAUGCAGUGUGUACCGACCACCCUGAUCGACAUGUCCUUCGAAGGAGAAGCUGAAGUUACUGAUUGUCGCGGAGUGGGCCUACAGUGUGUGCCGGCCACCCUGACCGGCACGUCCUUCAGUAGAGACGCGGGGAACACUGAUUGCCGCGGGGUGGGCUUACAGUGCUUGUCGGCCAUCCGGACCGGCACGUCCUUCGAUGGAGAAGCUGAGGUUACUGUUUGCCGCGGAGCGGGCAUGCAGUGCGUGUCGGCCGUCCUGACCGACCCUUUCUUCGAUGGAGAGGCUGAAGUUAGUGCUUGCCGCGGAGCGAGCAUGCAGUGCAUGUCGGCCAUCCUGACCGACCCGUCCUUCGGUGGAGAAGCUGAGGUUACUGUUUGCCGCGGAGCGGGCAUGCAGUGCGUGUCGGCCAUCCGGACCGGCACGUCCUCCGAUGGAGAAGCUGGGAGCACUGUUAGCCGCGGAGCGAGCAUGCAGUGUGUACCGACCACCCUGAUCGACAUGUCCUUCGAAGGAGAAGCUGAAGUUACUGAUUGUCGCGGAGUGGGCCUACAGUGUGUGCCGGCCACCCUGACCGGCACGUCCUUCAGUAGAGACGCGGGGAACACUGAUUGCCGCGGGGUGGGCUUACAGUGCUUGUCGGCCAUCCGGACCGGCACGUCCUUCGAUGGAGAAGCUGAGGUUACUGUUUGCCGCGGAGCGGGCAUGCAGUGCGUGUCGGCCGUCCUGACCGACCCUUUCUUCGAUGGAGAGGCUGAAGUUAGUGCUUGCCGCGGAGCGAGCAUGCAGUGCAUGUCGGCCAUCCUGACCGACCCGUCCUUCGGUGGAGAAGCUGAGGUUACUGUUUGCCGCGGAGCGGGCAUGCAGUGCGUGUCGGCCAUCCGGACCGGCACGUCCUCCGAUGGAGAAGCUGGGAGCACUGUUAGCCGCGGAGCGAGCAUGCAGUGUGUACCGACCACCCUGAUCGACAUGUCCUUCGAAGGAGAAGCUGAAGUUACUGAUUGUCGCGGAGUGGGCCUACAGUGUGUGCCGGCCACCCUGACCGGCACGUCCUUCAGUAGAGACGCGGGGAACACUGAUUGCCGCGGGGUGGGCUUACAGUGCUUGUCGGCCAUCCGGACCGGCACGUCCUCCGAUGGAGAAGCUGGGAGCACUGUUAGCCGCGGAGCGGGCAUGCAGUGCGUGUCGGCCAUCCGGACCGGCACGUCCUCCGAUGGAGAAGCUGGGAGCACUGUUAGCCGCGGAGCGGGCAUGCAGUGCGUGUCGGCCGUCCUGACCGACAUGUCCUUCGAAGGAGAAGCUGAAGUUACUGCUUGCCGCGGAGCGAGCAUGCAGUGCAUGUCGGCCAUCCUGACCGACCCGUCCUUCGGUGGAGAAGCUGGGAACACUGAUUGCCGCGGAGCGGGCAUGCAGUAUGUGUCGGCCAUCCUGACCGGCACUUCCUUCGGGGAGGAAAAUGAGGUUACUGCUUGCCACGGAGCGGGCAUGCAGUGUGUGCCGAACACCUUCCGCAGAAACCCCUUCACCACACGAACCCGCCGCUCGAAAUCGACAUGA